This is a messenger RNA of Chlamydomonas reinhardtii, 1150 nucleotides long. RefSeq lists its product as uncharacterized. The transcript is spliced from 4 exons. The record is from RefSeq and is a predicted model, not a curated record. The coding region runs from base 113 to 619 and encodes 168 amino acids. NCBI's taxonomy places the organism in Eukaryota, Viridiplantae, Chlorophyta, Chlorophyceae, Chlamydomonadales, Chlamydomonadaceae.
CUCAAGUUGUGGCCGUGUUUAUUUGAAUUGUAUCUUUGGAACACUACACACUGUACCCGUGCUGCUCAAGUGUACAAAAGCAACGUCUUUCUUCCGUCACGACUCGACAGCGAUGGGCGGGCACGACGACCUAAAGCAGCCACUGAUGGGAGCGCAGCCCUCUGCGCCUCCACUUGGCUCUGGAUACCCAGCUGCUGCAGCGCCCGCCACCGGCUAUCCCGUAAUUCGCCCGGAGGAGCAACAGCAGCAGCCGGCCCGCGCAACCUUCUACCCCUCCAUCCCCUCCGCUGGUGCCGGUCCCUCAUUCAGCGGCAGCUAUGCUCCACAGCCUCAGAUGGUGGCGCCGCCGACCGAGGUGGUGAUUGUGUCGUGCCGCCACGACCACGAGUGCGGCGGGCCGCCAGAGCGCAUGAUGUGCGGCAACUGUCGGCACCUGGUUACGCCCAGCGUGCGGAAGCGAUGGGGGCUGUGUUCGUGCAUCACGGCCGUGGGGCUGUGCUCCACCGGCCUGGGGCUGUGCUUCUGGCUGCCAUUCUGCUGCCCCGUCACUCUGGACACCGUGUACCAGUGCCCCACGUGCGCGGCGGAGCUGUACCGGCGCAGGGCGCCGUUCGAAUGAGAGGCGGGCUUGCGCAAACCAAGGUGGUGUUGGGAGUUUUCAGGGCAAUUGCUGUGUAGAUUGGUUGUGAUGCAAGAGCCAAGGCUGCUCUGAGCACUGAGGAUGUUUUCUGCAAUGGCCGGGCCGGGUAGGACGGCAGAAAUCGCGUCGUUGUCUCACCCACCCACUCGACGCCACGCACCGGUGGGUGCCGACACAGCAGUGGAGACGGACAUACCGCAAUUCUACUGGGUUUGUGUUGCAUGUCGAGGAUACGGUAUGAUUUUUAAUGAACAGUGACGGGUGUGGCAGAAGAUCGUGUCACGCUGUACAAAUGAUGAGCAGAUGCUUGAUAGCCUGGGAGCAUGUGAAGUCAUGUCAUAGGCGUGGAUAGUGAGGGCCAGAGCCCAUCCUGAUUGGGCACGCCGCCUGCUGGUCCAUGCACCUCACCGCACCGCCGCUUUGUCAAACGAUUAGCUGUCCUGCAGCACGGCGCCGUACAUGGGCCUACCCUACCCCAAGCCUGGCCCCACAACUACUCAGAUCAGACAA